This is a messenger RNA of Melitaea cinxia (Glanville fritillary), 1161 nucleotides long. RefSeq lists its product as uncharacterized. NCBI's taxonomy places the organism in Eukaryota, Metazoa, Arthropoda, Insecta, Lepidoptera, Nymphalidae. The record is from RefSeq and is a predicted model, not a curated record. The coding region runs from base 16 to 1098 and encodes 360 amino acids. The transcript has 6 exons.
GUCGAUGACGGCAUAAUGUUUAUUUGCUUGAUGCUUUUAACGUAUUUUGUUUGUGGAAGCACUGGAACGGCAAGCUCAGCGGAUACUCAUAAAGACAGAAAUCAACUCCAACACCGUAAACAUAAUUCAUAUAAUCAUCGAUUUCUGGACACUAAGGAUAUUGCCAAAAGCAAUGUUUAUGAUGAUUAUAGCAGUGGGCUCACCGAGCUACAAUCGCCGAUGCACAUUAUAUACCCAUCAAAGACGACCACCGAGGAUGAAGAAAAUAUUCCGCUCAAAAUCCACGAACCAAGAGAAGACCCUAAACUCUUUUAUCAAUCUGAUACAUACCUUAAAGAAAUUAAUGGCCGACAUGUUAAUAAAGAAGUAGCCUCAAUUUAUCCUGGAAGGCAAUACAUCCGAGCUGAUGAAAAAUAUCGAAUACCGAAACACUUAUUACGAAGUCAGAAUGAAAAUCAUUUUUAUAUUUCACCCCGGAAAAGUUGUAUACAAUGUCCUCAUGAUAGAACAUUAAUAGCAAAAGUUGGGACUGAUCGUGUUGUUUUACAAAAUCCUAUCCUUAAAACAUGUUCAGGACGUAAAGCCUCUACAAAUGUACGUUUUGUCCACAUGUUCGGGCCUAAAUUUGGAACAUUGCUUGAGCACGGUACACAUGUAAUGCUCGGCAGACUCAUGUAUAGAAAUGAAACACUUCACAUUUGCAAAAUGCAAAUACAUGUAAUUGUUCAGGAUUGCCCAAAACCAGAAUAUUUGGUAUCACGUUGUGAAGAAAAAAUCAAAUUAUGCCACUUUAGUUGUCGUGAUGAAAGAUUGGAAUUACAAGGAAAAUCGUCAUUGUAUUGUGGAGAAAACAUGAAAUGGGAAGGGAAUCUUCCUGUAUGUCGAGUUCGUAAUUGGUGCAAGGCUCUGGCUCCUCCUGACUAUGGACAACUCAGCUGCAGAGGCGAUACAGCGGGAUCGAACUUAGGCCUAGCAGAAGGUUCGCGUUGUCGAAUACGCUGUCCUUCAGGGUGGCGAUGGUAUCAAAAAGCCAUAACCGUCUGUCGUCGAGGUGCUUGGACGAAUAAAUUAACUUGUAUACCGAAAAAAGAAACUUAAAUAAUUUAUUAUCAAUCUCUUUUUAACUUUUUUCAAAGAAAAUAAAAUUAAAAAUCAAAAGAA